This is a messenger RNA of Galendromus occidentalis (western predatory mite), 1224 nucleotides long. RefSeq lists its product as uncharacterized. The transcript is spliced from 8 exons. Lineage: Eukaryota; Metazoa; Arthropoda; Arachnida; Mesostigmata; Phytoseiidae. The record is from RefSeq and is a predicted model, not a curated record. The coding region runs from base 1 to 1224 and encodes 407 amino acids.
AUGUCGAAGUCCAGAGACGUGCUUGUGUUUUCACCGCCUCACAAAAAAGAAAUAAAGUGCUCACCAUCCGAGUUCCUCCUGCUGAAACCUUUCUCGAGAGCUCCAGCUCUCCAGAUAGAACUCUCGGAGCCGGGGUUGUCGAAGGCCACUCUCCUAUCACUCCAGAACAUAGAUGAUAACCCGUCGCGGAUAUACUUCGAGAUUCCUGCCGGUAAACCCCUGCAGAUCAAACCGGAAACCAUCGUCAUCCAGCCUCAGAGCGUCGAGUUGUUCGAGAUCACGGCUUUCGAGGCCAAAGAAUCCUUCCGGGCAACAAUUAAAGUCUUCGCACCAGACAUCAAAUUCUAUCGAGGAGGCCAAGUCAACGUCACAGUGUCCGUGAAGCAGCCGGUGAAGCCUGUCAAGAAAGCGAGACCGAGGGCUGUCGUGUCGAACGUGAAGACGAAAGCGGUCACGGUUCCAAAGGAAUUUCAAUUCCAACCGAGUCGAGAACAGCGUAAGAACGGCCCCCCCGCAGCCAAUCAGAAAACUGAGGAAGUUUUUAAAACCCCAUCGGUUCUCGCCCCGAUCAAUCAGACCUUCAACUUAGAAGACCUCAGAAGACAAACGCAUCUUAUCAAGAGAGCGAUUGACGUCAAUCAGACGUACCUCAUACCUCCAACUAAAUGCGACUCGGAUCUCAAAGACCCGGUGUCUUUCGUGAAGCGGGUCAUCGAACUGGAUCGGCAGGAUGUCAGCUGCGCUAUUUUCAAGUAUCUGGAUUUCGCCAAAGAUCAGGGACUUCAGAUGAAGAAUGUCUCUGAGUAUCAACGUCAAGUGAUGAACAACAUCCUUAUAAAUUCGCAAAGCAUGAUCCUUAAUGGGGGUAUCAGCGCGGUACUAGAAGAGCUGUCCCAGAUUCCGACUCUGCCGGAGGCUGAGACCGGGAAUCUGCCGGAAAGCAUACAUGCGACGAAAGUCAUUGCCAACAAGGUAUUGGAGAAUACCAAGAGACAGACCUUGCAGAAGUCGAGACGAUCAUCCCAGAGAGCCACAUCGUCCCCGAAACGCGAGAGCUGCGACCGACUCCAGACACCCGAGAGACUCUCCGGAAUAUCGAACAUGACCGUCCGCGAGAUGGUCUCAAACUUCCUUCCCGAUCAGAAUGUCAGCGCGUUGGAAUCGAUGACUGUCGAAUCUCCGGACGUGAGCGCCAUCUUCCCUCUCGAGAGCAACGCUCCAUGA